Aricia agestis (brown argus) is the source of this 3342-nucleotide messenger RNA. RefSeq lists its product as uncharacterized. Bases 64 to 3039 code for a protein of 991 amino acids. The record is from RefSeq and is a predicted model, not a curated record. Gene Ontology annotation, biological process: monoatomic anion transport; transmembrane transport. Gene Ontology annotation, molecular function: transmembrane transporter activity. Gene Ontology annotation, cellular component: plasma membrane. NCBI's taxonomy places the organism in Eukaryota, Metazoa, Arthropoda, Insecta, Lepidoptera, Lycaenidae. The transcript is spliced from 19 exons.
GCGGGAAAAUCGCUCUUGGCAUUUGGUCCAAUGUAAACUACUUAAUUAGUUCAAGCGGAGAAAAUGGGGGGUAAUGAAGAAAAACUCCAAUGUGACCAGAACACAUCCAAAUAUGACGUAACAGCAUGGGGCUACCGUCACCAGCAAUGUCUGCUUCUGUUCUGCUGCUUCACCACCGCCUUCUCCAUGCGAGCCUGCAUGGGGGUCGCCCUGGUGGGGAUGGUGGACUCCGCAUACCCUGUGGCAUCGUUGGUCCAGAACUCUACAGACUCUGUCAAGGUCACAAAUGCAACUGAUGGCGGGAUCCUCCACGCGAUGUUGUUGGUACCACCGUACCCACAAUUCCAAUGGGACAAGAAGACGCAGGACAUAAUCCUGUCAUCAUUCUUCUGGGGCUACAUGCUGCUGCAGAUACCGGCUGGUCAGCUGAACCACAUGUUUGGCCCGCGAUUCAUGUUAACCAUGGCAUUGAUGCUCAAUGGAAUAACAGCAUUGCUGCUACCCUGGGCAGCUUAUUAUGGUGGAUGGAUCGCUGCGGCGUUGAUGCGUUUCGUCCAAGGUCUCGGUCAGUCGUGCAUAUUCCCGGGCAUGCACUGUCUAUUUGGCAAGUGGACACCGCUGGAGGAGAGGGGGCGACUAGCGGGAUGUGCUUAUGGAGGUCAAGCAUUAGGGCUAGUGGUGGGUCUGCCGAUCAGCGGGUACAUCGCGGCUUCCCCUCUCGGAUGGCCAGGAGUGUUCAGGUUCUACGGCAUCCUCUGUUGUGUCGCAGCCGGUAUCCUUUGGUGGAUCUGCGCGGACAGCCCCGCGAAGCAUACCAGUAUAUCCGAGUUGGAACGAAUGUACAUCGAAAAGAAUUUGGGGCAGUCCAGGUUCAAAAAGGUUCCCCCAGUACCAUGGUGCAGGAUACUGAGGUCUCGAGGUCUCUACGCGAUCAUGAUCGCUCACAUCGGCCAGAACUUCUCCCACGUCACCAUUUACUCCGAAAUCCCAUCGUUUAUGGACAAAAUCAUGCAUGUCAAUAUAAAAGCUAAUGGAUUGUUGACCGCUUUACCAUUCCUCUGCAUGUUCUUCGCGAAUUUCUUCUUCAGUUGGCUGACAGACAUAUUGAUCGUCAAGAAAAUAAUGAGCGUCACCAACACAAGAAAGCUGGCUAAUUCUAUAGGCAGUGUACCGGUGGCGUUGGGUCUGGUGGCACUAGCGUUGUCUCCAAAGGACAUCUACAUCGUAGAACCUUUGCUAAUUGCGAUCUGCUCCUUGAAGGUAGCCAGCCAUCUCGGAUUUCAGUUGAACCACAUCGACAUGUCGUCGAACUACUCCGGCACGCUGAUGAGCAUCACCAACUUCAUUUCCAACCUGUGCGCCUCCCUCGCACCCAUCACUGCCGGACUUAUACUUCAGGACGUGACAUCAGAGCAGCAGUGGUGCACGGUGUUUUACGUCUCAGCAGCGUUCCUGUUCUUCUCGAACCUCGGUUACGUGAUGCUGGGCACAUCAGAGAAACAAGACUGGGACAACCCGCAGGAGCCGAAGAAGGGGGACAUCAAUAAAUUUUCAGGUUGGGGCUACAGACAUCAACAAUGUUUUAUACUAUUCUGUUGUUUGACGACAGCGUACAGUAUGAGGGCUUGUAUGGGCGUGUCUCUGGUGGCUAUGGCUGACAGGGGUCCAAUUCUAAAAACAUCGAACUUUACAGAAAACGUGACAAACAUUCGCAUAGAAUUAAAUAAUACUAUGCCAGCAAAUCAAAUCCUGGAUGGUGGAAUUAUGCACUCGCUUUUAUUAACGCCUCCUUAUCCUAAGUUUCAAUGGAGUAAAAAGACUCAAGAUAUGAUACUGUCAUCAUUUUUCUGGGGCUACAUGCUCCUGCAAAUACCAUCGGGCCAGCUUGCAUAUUUCUUCGGUGCUCGCUACAUGCUGACGGGUGCGCUGGCUAUAAACGCAGUGGUGUCAUUCUCUUUGCCCUGGGCUGCACAAUAUGGUGGAUGGAUCUUAACAAUAAUAUUUCGAAUCGUGCAAGGGCUCAGCCAGGCGUGUAUUCUUCCCGGUAUGCAUACGAUGCUCGGAAAAUGGACGCACCUGGAGGAAAGGAGUAGACUCGCGGGAUUAGCUUAUGGAGGCCAGGCUCUCGGUACAGUACUAGGUCUACCUAUAUCUGGGUUCUUAGCUGCCUCAUCCCUCGGAUGGCCGGGAGUUUUUAGAUUUUAUGGAAUCCUAUCUGGAAUCGUCGCUGGGAUUUUGUGGUAUUUCGGAGCGGACACUCCAGCUAAGCAUACAAAAAUAUCUCUCGAAGAAAAAGCCUAUAUAGAAAAUAACGCAGGCUCGGGCGGUGGAAAGCGUCCACCCGUUCCAUGGAGCAAGAUCCUCCGAAGCAGGGGUAUGUACGCCAUCAUGAUCGCUCACAUCGGCCAGACCUGGGGCCAGCUGACUCUGUACGCGGAGGUGCCAGCGUACAUGGACAAAGUGAUGGGCGUCGACAUAAAAGCGAAUGGUCUGUUAACGGCACUGCCGUUUAUGGUGAUGUGGUUUACGAAUUUUUUCUUCAGCUGGUUCACCGAUCGACUCAUCGUGAAGAAAACACUCAGUGUUACCAACGCACGGAAACUUGCCAACUCUUUAGGUUGCAUUCCAGCCGCGGUGGGGUUAGUGGUGCUGGGUUAUGCCCCGAAAAACAUUUACAUAGUGGAGAGCAUACUCGUUGUGGUUUGUGGGUUUAAAGUGGCCAGCCAUGUCGGAUUCCAUUUAUCCCACAUCGACAUCUCGAACAACUACUCCGGCACCAUGAUGAGCAUCAGCAAUUUCGUCUCCAACUCCGUCGGCUCUCUCGCGCCCAUCGUGGCCGGCUUCGUCCUCACCGAUGUGACCUCCGCUUACCACUGGAGACGAGUGUUCUUCAUAUCGGCCGCGAUAUAUUUUGUGACCAACGCGGUGUACGUGCUGCUGGGGACGUCAGAACGGGCAGAGUGGGACAAAAUAGAAGAUAAAGUAGAAGAUAAGGAUGCUGAGGAUCCAGAAGAGAAGCAGAAGAUGAUUAAGAAGUAAAAGGUGUGACCGCAGCUAGCGGGGCGUCGGAGGUCGCGGGUUCGAAUCUAGAGAAAGGUUUUGAAUGUUCCUAAGUCAUAGAUGCUAUUAUACUGUACUCGGCGAAACGAGGCAAUACCGGUCACUGACCUUUUUAGUCUAUGCGUUAAAUAAAAAUGCUCGCGCUGUAUUUAGAAUAUUUAAGAAUAAAAUUGACCUCUUAUAAAGACAGAUAAUUACAGAGUUAUCGCAAAACCUCUUGGUAGCUCGAAUAAUUUGACGAACAGACAGACGGACUGACAGAAAUCGAAGUCUCAGUAACAG